AAGGGUGAAUCCACCUGGCAGAAAGACGCGAUCGAGCUUUUUGGUUUAGAAGCUGUAGUUUAGUUGGUAAUUAGUCCGCGGCAACAGUUCAAUGACGCGAUGACCUUAAAGAUGGACAAAGACUCGGCCGUCCUGCACGGAGCGUUCCUCCGGGCCGAUCAGCUGAGCCUCCCCUCGUCCCUGUCCGGCCUCCGGAAGGCCGACUGGACCCGGGUGGCACAUCCGGUCCUGGAGGCGGUCGCGGAGCUCUGUGGGCGGGGCGGCGGCGGGCGGCUCGUGAAGAACCUGGUCUGCUCCGUGUGGCUGAAGGUUCUGAGCGGGGAGCGCGGCGAGGACGCGGACGCGGCCUGGAGGGAGAACCCGUUCUUCCCCCUGCAGCGCGGCCUCCCCGCCGUGAGCCGCGUCGUCCUGCUGGAGCUGGUGAAGUCCACGGCGGCGGCCCGGACCUUCGGCCGCCUCCUCUCGGCGCUCCCCGCGCCGCACGUCUGCGCCGAGCUCCUGCGCUUGGCGCUCCACGCGAGCGGCGGCCCCGCCGGAGAGGACGACGCCCGGCUCUUCCUGGACGUGUGGCGGGAGCUGUGGAAGGGCGGAGGCGAGCGCGACGCCACGGAGACGGCGUUCGCCGGACAGUUCGCUCGCCUGUCGGCGGCGUCUCCCGGCGCCUCCCCUCAGGGCGCCAAGCGGCCGAAGCUGGACGCGUCGGAUCGGCCGGCGACCUCCGACGUCCUUCACGUUCUCCUCCACGCCCUCCAGGAGCUGGAGCACCUGAUCUCGACCCCGGAGCUCCGCCUGCAGGCCGUCUGCGUGGCGCUCGACGCCGUCUACACGACCUUCCUGACCGGCGGAGCGGCCGAGCCGCCCGCCGCCGAGACGCUGCACUUCCUGUCUCAAGCGGUCGGCCUCGUCGAGGAGGAGGGCGGCGAGGAGCCGAGCGCCGCGCUCAUCCGGGAGGCUCAGAGCGACGCCCGGGCGGCGCGCACGCCGUCGCGGUUUGAACCCGGCGCGCUGACGCUCGCCGCCGCGGCGAGCAUCGUGACGGAGCUCGCCGCGUCCUUGCGGAGCGGCGGGCUCCUGGGCGCCGGCCCGACGGCGAGCCGCUCGGCCUUCAGGCUGCAGCAGAGCGUCCAGAGGGUCCUCGCCGCGCUGCGGGAGGAGGAGGCGCCCGACGCCGAGACCGACGCCCUGCGGUCGCUGCUGGAGUCGCUGGCUUUCCCGGCGGCGGUCGACGCCCCCGGGGUCGACAUGAAGGUCGCCGCCGCCAUCAUCCGCCACCGGCUGGACGACUACCAGAGCGUCGCGCUGCUGUUCGCCGGCGAGAGGCGCUGGGCGGCGUGCGGCGCCCGCUGGACGGACUGCCUGGAGGAGAACCGCGCCGCCUUCCAGCGGCUCGACGCUCUCCUCCAACUGAGCGCCGCCCUCGCGGGUCAACUCGCCGCCGCCGCCACCGACGGCGCCGCCGUGGCCCGCUGCAGGAAGCUGCUGAAAGUGGUCGCGGACAUCUUCUCGGCGCUUUCCCCACACGACAAGAACCGGGCGCUGGCGGCCGCGAUGAGGCUGUCCGGCCGGGGCUUCUUCGGAGGCUCCGCCUCCGCCGCCGUCGCCGAGGGGUUCGAGCAGGAGCUGAACAUGGCGUUCAACUGCAUCAUCCAGGGGGCGGCGGCCUCGGCGGCGCAGGGCGACCUGAACACGGCCGUGUCGCUGGUCGCCCGCGUGGCGUUCCAGAACCCGGAGGCGACGCUGAGGGCGUGUUGCCACGCGGCCGUGUUCAACAAGGGCGCCUUCGCCCUCAUGGCGAGGAUCCUGCAGCAGCUGCCCGGCCUGCGAGGAUCCGCGGGGCGGAGGGAGGAAGAGGAGGAGGAGGAGGAGGAGGAGGACGCUCUGCUCUGCGAUUGUCUACGGGAGGCCAUUGGGACCAAGUCGCUGUCGGCCAAUGAGAAGGAGCAGCUCCUGGAGUUUCUGCGCCUCCUGAUGACACCGGUCGAGGGAGGAGGAGGAGGAGAAGAAGAAGAAGAGAGGAGGCGGAGCUUCCUGAGCCCUCGGGAGGUCGUGAACGUCUUCGUGCUGCCGAACCUCUCCCCCUCCGCUCCCCGCUCUGUGGACACGGAGCUCGCCCUGCAGCUCCUCCAGGAGGCGCUGCAGGGCGUCCAGGAGGGGGCGGGGCCUCACUGGGUGCUGGGCUGCUCCCCCUUCCCCCUCCUCUACGUCCUGGCUCAGCUGCAGGACCAGACGCUCAGGUGUUGGGAGCAGCCGGAGGAGGACGGCGCCCCCCGCUGGUCCACGGACGCCAAGGAGCUGCUGGCGUCGGUGCUGACCGCGCUGAGCCGGGCGGUCGGCGCCGAGGUGGCGGCGGCGCCCGCCCGCUGGUCCCGGGCUCUGUUCUGGAUCUACAGCAAGACGGGGGAGCUGGACUGGACCGUCCGGUUCCUCCUGAAGCCGCUCUGGGGCGAGCACUUCAAGAACGAGGUCCCCAACGCCAUGCUGGAGGUCUGCCAGCUGCCGGAGCAGGAGUGGCUGGGCUCCUCCCUGCCCCCCUACGGUCCGGGUACGGGCCUCCUGGCCUGGAUGGAGUGCUGCGUGGCGUCCGACUCGCUGCGCUCCACCAUGUUGGUCCUCUCUGACGCCCGCCCGGCCCUGACGCCUUCUGUUCUGUUCAGCAAGGGCGUGCUGGUGGCGCUGACCCAGACGCUGCCCUGUUGCUCCGCCUCCCAGUGGCGCCGGCUGCUGGGCGCCCUGCGGGAGCUGAUCGCCUCGGGCCGCCUCCACGUGCCGUUCUCCCUGGAGUACGUGGACCACCUCCCCCUGCUGGACCUGCGGGGCUUUGCGGGCGAGCUCCGCCUCUCCGUGCUGCUGCUGCGCGUGCUGCAGCUGCUCUGCGGCGCCAGCUGCUCCCAUUGGCUGCCGGCUGGCCCAUGGGCCUGGGCAGCCCGCGAGAUGGCGUCCUCGGUCAGAGCCAAGCUGCCGCGGCCUUCGGCGAGGGAGACGUCCGCAGACGUUCAGCGAGCGAUGGAGACCCGGGAGGAGGAGGUGAAGGAGGAGGUGAAGGAGGAGGAGGAGGUGAAGGAGGAGGUGAAGGAGGUGAAGAAGGAGGUGGUGGCGGCUCCCAGCCAGGAGGUCCUUUUUGUACUCAGCCAACUCUUCUGCCAUGUUCAGCACAUCCAGGUGAUGAUGCCGGGCGGCCAGUGUGAGGCGCUGUUCCUCUGCAGCCUGGAGAUCCUGGGCCACUACGAGGCCGUCAUGGCCGCCUUCCCCGGCAGCAGCAGCGCGCUGGAGAGCGACAACACGCGCCACUUCUUCUCCACCAUCACGGACAACCUGCAGAGCGCCGCCAUGAAGGCCGUGCUGCGCCAGAAGAUCGCUCAGCUCGGCUCGCCGGCCUGAGGAGGGACGGCCAAUCGCGUCGCUCGGCAUUAUUCAUCUGCUGAGGUCAUUUCUGUUAAAGUCAAACGCUCCACUGAAUACAAAGGGAUGGUUUUGGAAUCUGAGUGAAUAAAAAGCCAAAAUGUCUCAGCAAAUA
Molecule: messenger RNA, 3514 nt
Organism: Pseudoliparis swirei
Lineage: Eukaryota; Metazoa; Chordata; Actinopteri; Perciformes; Liparidae
Gene: gemin4
Product: gem (nuclear organelle) associated protein 4
Biological process (GO): rRNA processing; spliceosomal snRNP assembly
Cellular component (GO): SMN complex
Source: RefSeq, a predicted model, not a curated record